UUCGUGACUUUUACGAAGCCUUUGUAAUUGCUGCUUUCUUUGCUUUGCUCACGCAGUAUGUGGGAGAUGCACCCGAGGAAAAAAAGGAAAAAUUGCGAAAUAAACAUCAAAUGAGAUAUCCAUUUCCAUGUGGAUUUAUCACCUAUGAGCCCACAAGCCAUACGCAUUUGCUUUUUGUAAAGUGGGGUGUACUUCAGUAUGUGGUAUUUGCUCCAUUAAUUACCAUCUCAGCAUUGAUCACCGAAGCGCUCGGAGUGUACUGCAGCGAGAGCAUGAGUUUCCAUUUUGCACGUGUCUAUUUGAGUAUUGUCAAAUUUUUCAGCGUCACUCUCGCUAUGUAUGCAUUGAUCACUUUUUAUGUAACCAUCAAAUCCGAGAUCGAUGAUGAGAAGCCACUUUAUAAAUUCGCUUGUGUCAUCUUCUUGACAUUCUGGCAAAAUUUGAUUUUAUCAAUUUUGGCUGACGCUGGAGUAAUUAAACCAAGUCAAUAUUGGACAUCAUCCAAUAUUUCCCGUGGCCUAAACGCCUUGAUAAUCUGCUGUGAAAUGGUUUUAUUCGCCUUCUUACAUGUUAUCGCAUUUGAUUACCGAAGAUAUCGCGACCAUGGUCAAAGAAAACACACGCGUUUCCUUCGUGGUCUCAAGAGUGCAUUCAAUUUUAUGGAUGUUGUUCGUGAGAUUGCGUUUAUCAUCAAAUAUGUUUGGUAUUUAUUUAGUGGCAAGGAAUUACCCGACUCUACUAGUAAGGCGUUAAAUAUUUAUGGGGCCAUACAUGCAGACGAUCCAAAUGCCUAUACACCAUUAGAAACUGUCGAUGGAGAAGAUACACAAGACUUGGAGGCCAAAGUAUAUGAGAAUGUAGAUGAGAAUACGGAAUUAAGGGAAAAGGAAAGACGUGGCUCCUGA
Molecule: messenger RNA, 905 nt
Organism: Acaulospora morrowiae
Lineage: Eukaryota; Fungi; Glomeromycota; Glomeromycetes; Diversisporales; Acaulosporaceae
Source: the annotation of a GenBank genome assembly